Ziziphus jujuba (common jujube) is the source of this 1147-nucleotide messenger RNA. Its product is annotated as ethylene-responsive transcription factor 12. Gene Ontology annotation, molecular function: DNA-binding transcription factor activity; DNA binding. NCBI's taxonomy places the organism in Eukaryota, Viridiplantae, Streptophyta, Magnoliopsida, Rosales, Rhamnaceae. The record is from RefSeq and is a predicted model, not a curated record. Bases 265 to 771 code for a protein of 168 amino acids. Gene Ontology annotation, biological process: regulation of DNA-templated transcription. The transcript has a single exon.
AAAUGAAGAGGCCGUGCCGUCCAACCGACGAUUACGGGUGACUAAGUGGGUCCCCCCACUUAUAUACACCUCCUCUAACAAAAUGUACACGCACAUCUUUCACUCUCUUUUGUUUCUAUAGGGCUUUUCAGAUAAUUCAUCGAAACACGCUCACUUUCUCUUCCCACGCAAUACCUCUCUCUCUCUCUCUCUCUCUCUCUCUCUCUCUCUCUCUCUUUGAAGCUGUUCUACUUUUGUGAAGCUUUUUCCACUGAGCUUCUUUCCAUGGCUUCCUCGUCUGCUUCUUCCCGUGAGGGACACUACAGAGGGGUCAGAAAGAGGCCGUGGGGACGCUACGCAGCGGAGAUAAGAGAUCCAUGGAAGAAGACACGGGUUUGGUUGGGUACAUUCGACACACCUGAAGAAGCUGCACUUGCCUAUGAUGGAGCCGCCAGGUCGCUCCGCGGCGCCAAGGCCAAGACUAACUUCCCGGCUCCGGUCACCGCCGGCCUUUCUCUUGAUCUUAACCUCCCCUCCGGUCACUGGUCCUCUCACUCUAGUCGCCUUGUUCUUGGAGAGUUCUUGCAAACCGGAGUUUUAAAGGACAUAACCCGCUGCGGUGUCGACGCGGCCGACUCCUCAUCUCCUACUAAGCAUGAAGCCCCCGGUGAUUCUCAUGGAUGUGUGGUUGGUUGUUCUGCGCCAGAAAUUCCCUCUACGGCGUCGUUCUUGGGUCUGGUCCGGCGAGGCUUGCCCAUUGAUCUCAACGAGCCGCCUCCGUUAUGGAUGUGAAUGAUAUUUAGUAAAAAGACUUGAAAGAACGGCAGGUCGUUUCAGCGUUUUACGGCGUCGUCUCUCACCUUUUAUCUUUAUCUCCCCUUUUCUCAAUCCCAACUUUUUCUACCAUUUCCUUGCAAAGUUUGCUGGUUUUGAGAAUUGAGAGCGAGUAUCUAGUGAAAAUAUAUAUUAUAUUAUAUAUUUUAUUAUAAAAAAGUGGAGAGCCUCUGUACAUAUAAUGCUUUUGCUUUUUUUUAUUUUUAUUGUUAUUUUUUUUUGGUUUUCUUGGUUUAUUUUAUGAAACACUUUUCAGAGUAUUUUCUACUUUCAUUUCUAGAAAGUUCCGAGAUUUGUUUAUGGAGGACUUGAUGUCCAUCUGAAAUAUUUCGCA